CUUUUUUCUUUUAUGUAGACUAAUACCACAUUUUUCUUAUAAAAUAGGAUAUAUCAGAAAAUUAAAGUAUAUUUUUAUAUUGAAAAGUUAUAAAUAUUUGAAAUGUAUAAUAUAGAACGAAGUGGGUGUUAGAUUUUAGUUUUUAAUAUUACAGUUGUACAUGUAAUUUAUAUGUUAAAUUUAAUUGUGUUAUAUGUUUAAUAAGUGCAUUUAAAUAACAAUAUACGUAUAAUAUGGAAACUCCAGAUGUAUUUCCAUUUCCCUUCACACCGUACAAAAUACAAGAAGAAUUUAUGAAGGAAUUAUAUACAUGUAUUGAAAAUGGUAAUCUGGGAAUAUUUGAAAGUCCAACGGGAACAGGAAAAUCAUUAUCUAUCAUUUGUGGUGCCUUAAAAUGGCUAGUAGACCAUGAAAAAUUACAGAAAGAAGAACUUAAUUCCAAAAUUAAUGACUUAGAUAAUAAGAUAAAAAUGAUUGAAGCUACCUCCAAUGAUUGGUUUUUAUGUCAAACAGAGCAAAUGGAAUUUAAUCUUCAAAAAAGAGAACUGCAGUCUAAAUUAGAUGCUAUUUCUAAAUAUGAAAAGAAAAUGCAACAAUAUAAGGAAAGAAUUAAAAAGAAGAAUACUAAAGAAAAGAAAGCAUAUGUUAAGUUAAAAUCCAAGCCUUCUGAUACAGAAAAAGAUGAUAAUGUAUCAGCAGAUCCACAGAAUGAUGAAAUUGAUAAAGAGUUAUUACUGGUAGAUGAAUUAUCAGAUUCAGAAAAUUCAGCAGAAGAAGAAGAAGGGGAACAACAAAGUUUCCAUACAAAAAUUUUUUUUUGUUCAAGAACUCAUUCACAACUCUCUCAAUUUGUUAAAGAAUUAAAGAGAAGUCCUUAUUCAGAGAAUGUAGCUGUAGUUACAUUAGCUUCUAGGCAUAAUUAUUGUAUUAACAAAAAUGUAAAGAAAUUGAAACAUAUUAAUCUUAUCAAUGAACGGUGCUUACAAUUACAAAGAAAAAAAACUACGUGUAAAGAAGAAAAACAUAUUAAAAAAUUAAAAACAACGAACAGUUGUCCAUUUUUACCAGGAAAUCAUGAAUCAUUGAUGGCUGAAUUAUUAUCGGAUAUUCGUGAUAUUGAAGAAAUUAUACAAAAAGGAGAAGAACUUAGUACCUGUGCAUAUUAUACUGUAAGAAGAUCUAUUCAAGAAGGCCAAUUAAUAUUAGUACCGUACAAUUCCAUUUUACAUAAGAAUACAAGGAUUAGUUCAGGAAUAAAUAUAAAAGGAAAUAUUUUAAUAAUCGAUGAAGCUCAUAAUUUACUUGAAGCUAUUGAAAGAAUGUACAGUGCUUCAAUUACAGGAAGAAAUAUACUUCAUGCUUGUAAUCAAUUGUCACAGUAUCAGAAAAAAUAUCAAGCUUUGUUCAAUGCUAAAAACGUACUUCAUUUAAAUCAAUUAAGCUUCUGUUUGAAAAAGUUUUUAACUGUUUUUGAAGCUACAACAAAAUCUCUUCUAACUGAUAAUAUCAAUGGUGACUUAUCAUCAAAAUUAUACACAAUACAAGAAUUUGAAAGAACAACCGAAAUUGAUACUUUGAAUAUCUUUGAUUUAAUCAGUUUUGUGAAAAAAUCUAAACUUAUUCAUAAAUUGAGAGGUUUCAUAGAUCAAUAUGGUAAUGAUAUUAAAAUACAAGAAAGUAACAAGAAUAAAUCUGGCAUUACUCAGUUCUUAAAGUCAAUUAGUAAUGUUAAUAAGGAAGAGAAUAUGAUAUCCUCAGAAGUAAGACAAAAUGAAGAUGAAAUAAACAGUCCAUUAACAUUAAUUCUUAGCUUUUUAGAAUGUUUGGAAAAUAAUUGUGCUGAUGGGCGUAUAAUUGUUAUACCUGGCCCUAUCAUUGAACAGGGAAUUUUAAAAUUCCUUUUAUUAAAUCCAGCAGCUCACUUUCAUGAUGUUGUAAAAGAGGCCAGAGCCAUAAUAUUAACUGGUGGAACCAUGGAACCUGUAUCUGAAUUUACUGAACAAUUAUUUUUGGCAGCUGGCGUAAAACCGGAACGAAUUAUAACAUUUUCCUGUGAUCAUGUAAUACCUCCAGAAAAUAUUAUAUCCAAUAUCCUCACCUGUGGUCCAACUGGUGAAAAAUUCGAAUUUAAUUUUAAAAAUAGACAAAAUACAAAACUAUUAGAUGAAUUAGGAAGAAUGUUGAUAAAUUUUUGUAAUGUUAUACCAGCCGGUAUUGUUGUAUUUUUACCAUCUUAUGAUUAUGAAAAUAUAGUGUAUGAACAUUUAUAUAAAUCUGGUGUAAUAAAUAAAAUUCGCUUAAAAAAACAGAUCUUCCGCGAACCGAAAUCAACAUCUCAGGUUAAUGAUGUUUUAGAACAAUACGCACGAAGUAUAAAUUUUCCGCAAAAUCCACAAAAUGGAUCAUUAUUAUUUAGCGUUAUCGGUGGCAAACUAAGUGAAGGAUUAAAUUUUUCUGAUGAUUUGGGAAGAUGUAUUAUUAUUAUUGGAAUGCCAUAUCCUAAUAUUAAAUCAAUGGAAUUACAAGAAAAGAUUAAAUAUUUAAAUGAAAAUGUUAAAUCAGAUGCUGGACAAAACUUCUAUAACAAUUCCUGCAUGAAAGCAGUAAAUCAAUGUAUUGGACGAGCUGUACGUCACAUCAACGAUUAUUCAAGUGUAAUAUUAGUUGAUGUACGUUACCGUUACAAGAUUCAGGCACUACCUCGAUGGAUUCAGCGCUCAUUAACAGUCAGCUAUUCAUUUGGAAAUACAAUAGGUGCAGUAGCUAAAUUUUUUGCUGCAAGAAAAAGAAAUACUUAGAUGUGUUAUCAGUGUAUUGUAAUUUAUUAUACUACAUACAUGUGAGUAUAUUUUUUUACCUAUUUUAAUUUUAUUUAUUUAUUUUUUUGUAUGUUAUAUAUUUCCAUAUCUACAUAUAAUUAGCAAGUUGUAUUCCAAACUUAUAUGUGAGAUCAUGACAAUAAACUUGACCUGGAUACAGAAUUGCACAUGGAAAAUGUGCCUGAAAAAAAAAUAUAUUUAUCAUAACAAUAAAAAUAAAAAUAAAAAUAAAAAAUGUAUUUGUCAUUAUAGUAAAA
Messenger RNA from Vespa crabro (European hornet), 3076 nucleotides. RefSeq names its product ATP-dependent DNA helicase DDX11. Gene Ontology annotation, biological process: establishment of sister chromatid cohesion; nucleobase-containing compound metabolic process. NCBI's taxonomy places the organism in Eukaryota, Metazoa, Arthropoda, Insecta, Hymenoptera, Vespidae. Gene Ontology annotation, molecular function: DNA binding; ATP binding; hydrolase activity, acting on acid anhydrides, in phosphorus-containing anhydrides. Gene Ontology annotation, cellular component: nucleus. Bases 234 to 2798 code for a protein of 854 amino acids. The record is from RefSeq and is a predicted model, not a curated record. The transcript has 8 exons.